ACAGCCUCCAAACUGCCUGGGGGGUGAUGUGCUGAAGCGGCAGAGGKGAGAGCGCCAUGAGGCUCCAGCUGGAGAAGCAGCUCCUCUUCCUCUCCCUCCUCUGCAUUCUCUCCAAGGUUUGUGCCCAGCUGUGCCGGAGACCAUGCUACUGCCCCUGGGUGCCACCCCGCUGUCCCCGCGGGUCCCCCCUGGUCCUGGAUGGGUGUGGYUGCUGCAAGAUCUGUGCCCGGCGCCUGGGAGAGCCCUGUGACUUCCUGCACGUCUGUGACCAGAGCCAGGGGCUCGUCUGUGACUACAGCUCAGCAUCUGCAGGGACAGGAGGCACCUGCAACUUUGAAGAUGACGAGGAGGGCUGCGAGGUGAACGGCCGGCUCUAUCGAGACGGGGAAGUUUUCCAGCCCAGCUGCAAAAUGCRGUGCCAGUGCUUGGACGGGGGCUUCAACUGCAUCCCGCUGUGCCAGGAGGAUGUCCGGCUGCCCACGCCCGACUGCCCCUUCCCCCGGCGAGUGGAGAUCCCGGGGAAGUGCUGCCCUGAGUGGAUCUGCGAAGCGCAGGAUCAGCACCUGCUCCGGGAUGCCAGGGCAGCCACCAGGGCAGUGUCCCCAUUGCUGCCAUUCCCCUGCCAGGAGUGGGGCACGGAGUGGAGCGCCUGCUCGGCCACCUGCGGCGUGGGCUUUGCCACCCGUGUCACCAACCAGAACCGCUACUGCCGGCUGGAGACCCAGCGGAGGCUGUGCAUGGUCAGAGCCUGCCCGGCGCCGCCGGCCGCCUUCGCUGCGAGRGGAAGAGGAGGUCGUUUGUAGCUGUGCCCAGCCCAGAUUCACCCCGGAGCCAACGCCUCAUCCCGGCAAAGAGUCUGGCACAAACCCACGGCGCUGCGGUUACGGUGAGAAUGGAAGAUGUUUCCAUUGGGAAAACAGGGAAAGAAUGAUGGACUUUGGCUGCAAAGGAGGCUGGAAACAGAGAACAAGAUCCCCGUGUCAUCCAUCACCUGCCUCCUCUGUGCACCCCGCUCCCCCAGGCAGGGUUACCGGGCAGCAUCCCCGAGUUUCUCAGGCUGAAUGAGAAGGGAAAUGGGGAAAUCCUGCUCCAAGCAUGAACCUACCUAAGAAACCAGGAACUGGUCCCUUCCUGGAUCAGUGGGGCUUCUCCACCACAUCAUGCAGCUCUGCUCUGCAGGGACUUCAAGAGACACCAUCUCCAGCACCUGGAAGCCAAAACCCCUGGAGGGAACCCUCAUUCCCUGGCCCCCCAGGGAGGGAGCAGGUACAUCAAUCUGCACCCCACAAGACACUGCCAAACCAGGCUGAGCUCUCGAUCCUGCAGGAGUUCAGCCAUCCCUGGUACCCACCCCGCAGCCCAGCAGCCCCUCCCGGGCACGGGCAGGCUCCUCCCGAGGGCAGCUCGAACUCACGCUGCCCUCAUCCCUCCAGAACAAACACGAACCCUCCCGCUCUGCCUGGCCUCCUCCUCUCCCAAGCGCUSGUGGUUUGGCCGGGCUGCGGCAAAKCGAGGAGCUCAGACAGCGGASACUCCGCUCCACAGCAGCAGACAGACCGCCUGCCAUCCAAGCACAUUCCCGGGGAGCCGGGGCCAAAGGAAAA
Messenger RNA from Malurus melanocephalus (red-backed fairy wren), 1604 nucleotides. RefSeq names its product cellular communication network factor 5 (gene CCN5). Gene Ontology annotation, biological process: signal transduction; cell adhesion. The transcript is spliced from 5 exons. NCBI's taxonomy places the organism in Eukaryota, Metazoa, Chordata, Aves, Passeriformes, Maluridae. The coding region runs from base 57 to 803 and encodes 248 amino acids. The record is from RefSeq and is a predicted model, not a curated record. Gene Ontology annotation, cellular component: extracellular matrix; extracellular region. Gene Ontology annotation, molecular function: heparin binding; integrin binding.